Messenger RNA from Xiphophorus maculatus (southern platyfish), 1349 nucleotides. RefSeq lists its product as uncharacterized. The coding region runs from base 29 to 1012 and encodes 327 amino acids. The record is from RefSeq and is a predicted model, not a curated record. NCBI's taxonomy places the organism in Eukaryota, Metazoa, Chordata, Actinopteri, Cyprinodontiformes, Poeciliidae. The transcript is spliced from 5 exons.
UCCUCUUCUCUGUGGGCUGCAGGGGCUGAUGGGAGCUUUGGUUCCUCUGCUAGAAACCACGUGGCCCUGGUCUGAUCUCUCAGCUCGUCCUUGUUUGGCCUCAGCUGCAUCAGAGCGCCACUUCUCCCCAGGUUCACCAGAGGAAACUCCACUGCACACAAUGCUUUUCCUCCCAGCUGCUGCUCUGUGCUGGCUGGGUUCAGCGAUGGCUGCCAUGGCAACACAGCUGGUUCAGGAUUUAACUCUGACCAGGAUAACCGGGCAGAGCGUCUCCUUCAGUUGCGGAGAAACUGGGCAGUGUGGUAGUACUAAUGUCUACUGGUACCAGAAGAAAGAAACUGAAACAUUUAAGAUAAUUUUUCGUUACCAUAAAAGUAGCUGUGCAAAUGGGUACGGGUACAAUCAUCCUCAGAAAAAUGAUUUCUCAGCUGAGAAAGUUCAGAACGGCUGUUCAUUGAAGAUUCAAAAUGUUAGAGAAGAUCAUUCAGCCUCCUACUACUGCGGCUGUGUGAAGUCUGGUUCGGAUGAAUGGAUCUUUGGUUCUGGAACCAAACUGUUUGUAACUGGUGAUCCGGUAGUGAAGCCCAUGGUGAGCGUGUACCCAGCAGCAUCCAGCGCCCGGCGGGGCAGGAGGGGCUUCCUGCUGUGUCUGGCCUCAGGCAUGUUUCCUCCUGAGGUCAAGUUCACCUGGAAAACACUGGAGGACGAUGGAGAGAAAGAUCUGACCUCUGAAGAGCAGCUGGAGCUCAGAGAGCCGAACCGCACCGCCUCCAUCUUACUGGUGGACCGGGAUCUUCUCAGCACAUCUAGAUACCGCUGCUCUGUGCAGCAUGAGGGGGGCCCAGUGGAGGCCCCUACAACACAAGAGGUUUGUCCCUGGAUCCUGAUGAUCCUGAACCGGGUGAAGCUGCUCUGCCUGCUCUACUCAGUGCUGAUAGUGAAGAGUCUGGUGUACUGCAGUGGCCUCUCUCUGCUGAUGGUCCUCAGGAACAAGGGCCCGGCCCCCAGAUGAAUCUCUGCUGCUGCUGCUGCUUCUCCUGCCAGGCUGCGUGAACUCAGGAUUUUAUUAUUAAUCACUGAAAAUCAUUUAUUCAACUUUAGCUUCAUUUUAAUUAGUUCUGCAGCUUCUUUGCUUUAAUAAAGUCAGAUAUUCUCAGCCAAUCAGACAUCAGAACGAUCUGCUGUGAAGGAAACUAAAUCAGUUCCAGCAGAUUUAACAUCAUUGACUUAUAUAAAAGUUUAGUUUUUUAAAAGUAUUUUAUUAUUAUUCUAAACAUUUAUGCUGAAACUGACUCAUGAAGAAGAAAUAAUAAGCUUUGAGAAAACAUUUCUAUUCAUGUUGUUUAAAA